Molecule: messenger RNA, 1048 nt
Organism: Eurytemora carolleeae
Lineage: Eukaryota; Metazoa; Arthropoda; Copepoda; Calanoida; Temoridae
Exons: 2
Coding region: 39-434 (131 amino acids)
Source: RefSeq, a predicted model, not a curated record
AUCUUAACUGGAUAUAUUUAGAGGACUAUAUUGAAGAUAUGAAUGAUGUUGAUGUAAUGAAGAAUAGUGGAAACAUUCAUAAUUCAGACGAAAGUGUACCUGAGGAUAACAGUAAUCCUAAACCAAAGGAAGAACUGGGGAAAUUGGAACUAGAAGACUCCACUGAAAAACUGAAAGCUGAAAAAAAAAUCACAGAGCUCACGGAAAACAAUAUUAAGCUACAGAGAGAAAAGGAUGAAUUAGCAGCAACUAUUGAUUCCUUCAAGUUCACUUUGAUGGAAUAUUACUCAAAUAUGCCAAUUCUUUUACCCGAGGAGGGUAUAGUUCCAGGAACAGAUGAGAAGGGGAUAAUUAUCCUCUUGGCCAACCUGAUCCAGCAUAACAGAGACCUGAAGAAUAAUUUCUUUGAUUUGGAGACAGAAACUGAAAUCUGAAAAUGAGAUACUACGCCAAAAGUACGAUGAACUGUAGCUGAUCAUCAAAGAUUGUGGUUAUUUGCCCAAUCUCAAAGUAAUUCUCCUGGAUGUUCUCCAAGUUGCUCUUCUGCCCAAUCUGAAAGCAAUACUCCUGGAUGUUCUCCAAGUUGCUCUUCUGCCCAAUCUGAAAGCAAUACUCCUGGAUGUUCUCGAAGUUGCUCUUCUGCCCUGCAAUCUCAAAGUAAUUCUCCUGGAUGUUCUCGAAGUUGUUCUUCUGCCCAAUUUCAAAGUAAUUCUCCUGGAUGUUUUCGAAGUUGCUCUUCUGCCCAAUCUCAAAGUAAUUCUCCUGGAUGUUCUCGAAGUUGCUCUUCUGUCCAAUCUCAAAGUAAUUCUCCUGGAUGUUCUCGAAGUUGCUCUUCUGCCCAAUCUCAAAGUAAUUCUCCUGGAUGUUCUCGAUGUUGCUCUUCUGCCCAAUCUGCUAAAUGGUUCUAUUUGUUAAAAAUAUAUCUUCUUGUUUCCCCCUUGCAAGGGUGUAUACAGACCUGUGAAGAAGGAGGGGGGCGUAGUCCCUCUAGAACACGCUAUCAUACUUGUACUCCUAUUUUUUUGCAUAAUAAAAAAAACCUGUAUAA